This is a messenger RNA of Maniola jurtina (meadow brown), 1598 nucleotides long. It is a transcript of the gene Swip-1, whose product is annotated as EF-hand domain-containing protein D2 homolog. Gene Ontology annotation, molecular function: calcium ion binding. The record is from RefSeq and is a predicted model, not a curated record. The transcript is spliced from 3 exons. Lineage: Eukaryota; Metazoa; Arthropoda; Insecta; Lepidoptera; Nymphalidae. The coding region runs from base 268 to 855 and encodes 195 amino acids.
UAAGAUUAGUAAGAUUGUAUGGUGCGCGGCACACAGUCGCGUCGCAACUCGCAAGUCGAUCCGUCCGUCCCCCGCGACUUGAUUGUGAUACGAGGCAGCGUGCAGAGUGCGACGCACUGACUGCCAGUGCCGAGUUUCGACUGCGGCAGAGCCAAAACCGCCAUCAUCAGUGCUCGUAAAGUCGUACGUGAGAUCGUCCGUGUUCACAGCAUACCUCACUGAAAAGCACAUUUUUUUUCAACGUUUUUUCCCGCGCAUUACACCAUUAUGGCAGCUACGGAGGAACUCAGUGGCAUCCUAAUGAGAAGGCAGGCGAUAAACGACAAACUAGAAGAGGGUGUUGAGAUCAAGCCGAAAUAUAAAAUCGUGAACGUGUAUACAGAAUUUCACGAGUUCUCCAGGAAGGAAAUAAAACAGUACGAGGACACGUUUAACAAAUUCGAUGAGGGUAAAGACGGAUAUCUGGAUUUGAGCGAGGUGAAGCGUAUGAUGGAACGUCUUGGCGCUCCGCAAACGCAUCUUGGACUAAAAGCUAUGAUCUCUGAAGUGGAUGAAGAUGGUGACAACAAAAUUAGCUUCCGAGAAUUCUUACUAAUUUACCGAAAAGCCAGAGCGGGUGAGCUUGAAACAGACUCUGGACUGGAGGCAUUCGCGCGAUUAACAGAAAUUAACGUUGAUCAAGUAGGGGUAAAUGGAGCCAAGAAUUUCUUUGAAGCUAAAAUCGAAGAACUAUCGAAAACGAAUAAAUUUCACAAUGAAAUCAUUCAAGAGCAGGAGGAAAAGCGACGCGAGGCUGAGGAAAAAGCCUUGCGGAGGCAGAGAUUUAAGGAAAAAUCAGCCAUAUUUCAACAGUGAUAGGAGUGACAUUCACAGAACCUUCACAGAACAUUAUAGUUAAAUCAGCAUUAAAUAUGGGGUGGACCACCCAGUAGUCAGCCUAUUAGCGCAAGUUGAAACUUUGCUUAACUUUCAUCAGAAUAAUAUCGUUUUAUUCUGUUCUUUGACUUUAAUUUUUUGCCGGUUUUAACUCAGAAAACUCGAUUGGCUUUAGAUGCCAGUCGUGAGCCUUUAAAAAUUAUUUUACGUCCUUUCUAGCAAUGCCUACUAAAAAGAUAAUGAUAUAGUUACUCUAAAAGUUUAGAGAAAAACAUCAGAAUCGACGUCAAUGUCAGUAAAGGCCCGACUACUGGAGAAGAGCUGAGUACUGGGUGAUUUACCCUAGCUAAGGUAACUGAAGCAUAUUCAGGAAUAUUAAGGACUUAUUAGUUAAGCCGCAUUUCUUAGUUUACGACCUAACCCUAGAAUCAUAAUGUAAAGACCAACCAAGUCUCGGGUAGGUACCUAACACGAUGAUCAUCAACAACCCAUCGCCGGCCAUUCCUUCAACAAGUGAUAUUUAAUUUUUAAAACGCAUAAAACUCAGGUACCUUAGUAUCCCCGAAUAUCGAACAGUUACCUUAUACACUACUUACCAAUAAAAAUAAAAUUAAGUUGUUGGCCUAUCUAGUCUGUAAGCUGUUACCACAUGGCUUUAGGGAUACAUAAACAAUCUGUUAUUUUUAGGCAAAAAUAUACCUACUGUCGUCGCUCAAGUCGCA